AGUUGUCAGUGGCAGUGAGGUUGUGUGUGUGUUUUUAUGUGUUUCUUAUUUUGUUCGCGAAAUUGGAUUACGGAGUAGAAAAAGGAAAGGAACUCGAUAAUUGGAUUUUCUAGACGGAAAGAUUGUUUUACCAUGAUCAGUGAACGAUACCAGCCAGCGUAAUAGUUUGUCGAACGUUUUGUUGUCCAGCAGCAAACAGUAGCUGUAGCAGUCCGCUGUUCCGCGAGUUUCACUCAGUUCGGCCCGUGUGCAGAAAUAUAAACAGAGUAUAGAAUGUUUUGAACGAAAGACCCCGUUCUGGAAAAAGUGUAAUGACGUGGUACUUGCUCUACCUCAACGGGCUCCGACAUCAGCGAUUAAGGCGAAUGAAAGCACUUCCCUAUGCAUGCACUAACAUUAGACCCGUCAGCAGAAGAUUGCAGCAGCAGCAACUUUCAAGAAUCGACGCGACGUCCUGCAUUACCACCACCACCAACAUCAUUACUACCAACACCAUCAGCAACGGUACCGGCACCGUCGACGUUAUCGACAGCUGCAGCAAACAAUCCCAGUCAUCACACCAGCCACCAGCAAUUGCGACGUCAGCAGUUUCCAGGGCGCAAAGCACAACGUCACCGUGGCCUACUAACCAACACUAUUUCCGCUUCCCCGGAACGACAUGGCGAUGACACGGCGGAUGCGUGUACGGUGGCACUGGUAACGGAACGGCCACUAGCUGCGGCAGAAAAUGAUAACGUGGCAACGGUUAAGCGCGAACAGCCAAGUGAUAACGGACAGUUGAAUAGUGGAACGGUGGACGAGAAGACUCGUCGGUACAAUCGCAUCAGCAUGAUAAUCAUUUACGGGCGCGAGGUGCUCUGCAUACUGGCCCUCAUUCUUACCACGUAUGCGACCAUCCAGAACAGUCCGCCGAAAAUAUCGAAAGCUCCGCCACCGGUUCCAUUCUUCUCGAAAGGAUCGCUAGUGAACGAUUGGCCAACGGGUGCACUCGGUACUACGCAGACCCGUGUUUCCGUAUCGGAACUAUCGCUCGUACUGUACUAUGCGCCGUGGUGCGCGGAAAGCCAAUUUGCGCGACACGCUUAUGAGCGGGUGGCUCAGCUGUACUACCGCGAGGCACACUUUGCCGCCAUCAACUGCUGGCAGCCGGGUGGUGAAUGUCGCGCACGGUACACCAAGGUGCAAUCGUGGCCUGUGCUGAUGGCCUACCAACCGAGCGGGUUGGCUGUACAGUAUCAUCAAGCAUGGACUACGGCAGCACUGUCCCGGUUUAUGCAAUCGCUAAUGCUGCCACUUCACCGUUUCGGCAGUCCCGGUGAUCUUAUGGAUCAUAUGACCGGGAAGGAUGCUGUAUUAGUCGCAUUUCUAGAUGUAGCACAGGACAGCAAACUUUACCACCGCUACUACCAAGCCUCAUUGAAAUGGCUUGAGAAGGAUCCGUUCCAGGAGGUAUCGUUUGGUGUAGUGACGGGACAGUCUUCCAAAUUGUUUGGCGUUGAAAAGGUCCCCUCGUUCCGUUUGUACCUGUGGAACGAAACUAUAGAAUAUGAGGGAAACAGUCCCUGGACACCGCAGGACCUUAUCGCGUGGGUUCACAAACAUCUGCACGUAGUGUCAAUGUGGAUUGCACCGCCCGGCAACGUUAAAUCAACCACUCUUGCUCCUUACUUACGUCAAGGUCCGGUGCUGAUGCUUCUUUCUCCUCGACCACUAUACGAGGACAGUUCUGAUGCUUACAUGAUGCUGAGACAGCUCAGCAUGCAGUACUACAACUGUCCGGGUGACGCCUGGAUAUUGGAAAUGGCUCGUGAAUAUAUUGCGGAACAACGAACUUCAAACGCAGCACGAUACGUCGAAAAACGUGAGCACUGUGUGCGUGUUCUAGGACGUCAUCCUUCCCAGGAGGAGGAAGACGAUGAAGGUUCGCCCGGAAGCCGCCGAUAUGGUCGCAGCAACAAGUGCAAGGAUGGGUUUAAAUCGACCGUUUCGGUAUCGUUCGUAAAUGUGCUCAAUUCUUCAAAAUUUGUCGAUGGUAAACCGGUGGGUGGAAAGCUUUCGGCAGAGGAGUACUGUGACAUUGCUCCGGCUGUCGGAUGUGGUAAGCACGAGUGCGGGGCAUUUGGACCGGAUGGAUCCCGUAAACCUAGCCUGAUGUGGCAAACGGACGGAUGUUCAUCGCGAAGGUAUAACGAGGUGAACACAAACUACGAACAAGCGCGUUCCAUCGUUACAUCCAUGAUCGAUUCGAAGCACGACUACCGAGGUCCAAAGUUGCUUGCGAGACAAAACCUUCGCCAACAGUGCGAGCUGUUACAGCUAGCGGAAGCGGAAAAGUCGAAUGUUUUCUUUAGCGAACCGGCACGACAGAAGGAAUCGAUGGAUUAUUACGCCGCAAUAGGAGGUUUGUCCUGUAAGCACAACAAAACGCUUACCUUUAUCAGUAUGGACAGCGGUCUGUAUCAUGCGUUCGGCGAACGGCUCGGAGUGGAUGUGCUAAAGGAACCUAACCGUACCGUAGCAUUUAUCGUCGAUCAUACCGAUGAGUCGGCGUAUGUGUUGCGUGAUCCGAUUAAUCUGAACACGUUGUCGAAAUUCGUGCACGAUUACUACAAUCGAUCGCUGGUACGCUUUCUAAGAUCGAAGAGCACGACCUACCAGCACAGUCACGCGUUCAAUGUGGAAUCGUUUGUGGCGCAGGAUCAGCUAUACCUCGAGCGGCAUCGAAUAUUACUGGAUGCGGCCGAAGCCAAAACUAAAGCGGAAGAAGCAUCUCAAAAGCAGGCAAAAGCAGCGAAAGGGAAACGAACAAAUGCGUCCGAAUCAGAACAGCCAGUGUCUCCCAGUGGAUCCGAGGAAACGGCAGAACGUGUUCGUGCUCCGCGCGUCUAUCAUCGUGUGAGAGAGAUUUACUCGAGCAACUUCCAGCGCACUGUACUCGACUCGAACCGCACCGUGGUGGUUAGCUUCUACUCAACCCAGUGUGCCUUUUGCUACAUACAAGCGCACCAUUUGCUCACGGUGUCGCGCAUGCUGCGCCAUCAACCGAACCUUUGGUUCGUACGGAUAGAUGGUGAACUGAAUGAUCUACCCUGGGAGUACACGAUGGAUGUGUUUCCAUCGCUUUUAAUAUUUCCGAAUGGAAGAAAAGCGGAAAGUCGCAUUUUUCCCGAAGCGUUAAAAGUCAACGUACCAAACAUAGUCGGGUUCAUCCUUUCCAACCUAGCACCGGCAGAACGAUUGCAUGCCACCUUUUUGCUCUGUUCCGAUGUGAAUAAUGCAUCGCUUAACGAUUGCUUGCAUAUGCUCAAGCGCGAACUCACCGAUGGCAUUCGAUUGAGUUUGCUUGAAUGGCGCCGACACCCUGCAAACCUGUGCGUACGCGAUCGAAUCGUCCGCCGGUUGCAGCUGUUAAAGCAAUCGUAUCUGGACACCCUGCGCUGUCUUAGUCAUUCCUGUGAUCUUACACAACUGGUAAACGUUAGGAAGCGAAUCCUUGAUCUGUGGACGGGUGAGCACUGUCGCAGCAGGGAAGGAUCGCUGUGAUCGUUACUUUUCGCCAAAAGGCAAUGGGAAAAUGUGCCGAAAUAAGGCUGACCGUGAGUGGUGUUAUGCGGCACUUGUUUUCGUUGUUAAUAUUAUUUUUCUUAUGUAGUAUUAUUUUACUCCGCUUACCCAAAUCAACCACUCUCGCGCGCGAGCAUUUGCAUAAAAAUAGAAAAGUUCCAGCUGUUUCGAUUUGAAAUUGUCACAUGUCAUGUCACAGGUCAUUGAUUAAAUUCGUGGUUGUUUUUUACAACCACGACACAUUUGGAUGCUAUUUCGGUUUAAAAUUUUCAAUUUAAAAUAUUUCGAGCUACUCGUGCCAAUAUCAACAAAGAAAAGAAACAUUACUUGUGAUCAUUUUGCAGUAGAAUCGAUUUACAAACAUUGAUAAAAAGUGCAUAAAUCUGGCAGUCUAAUUGAUCGAUUUUCUACCACAACAAAAAAAUCACCACGAAAUACAUACGAAACCCUUAGGAACUGUUUACUUAUCGGAGAUAUUCACCUGCGAGCCAUUUGUUCCAUUAGCUGAAAUAAGCAGAAACACUAAUCCACUAAUAUCAGAGUAUUCAGUAAGUAAAGUAAGUGAGGUUUCCUUUAGCGUUUUCAAACCGGUUUCCGUUCCACUAACUAAUCAACGACCCACUGGAAUCAAUAGUUCAGGAUGCUAGGAAUCAAUUUAAUCCAUAUUUGUUUGUGAUUUGUUUAUGUUUCCCUUUGGUGAAUUCUCGCAGUUAAAAUGAUAUUAGUAAUGGGGUAGGUAAAAGCAAGAAGGAAAAAGCCGCUGUUGUAUGCGGGUCACGAUGUGCGACACGAAUUCGUUCCCCUGUAAAUAACGCUAAAUUGGCGGGAGGUUUAGUGUGAUUAGAUGAAAAAAAAAAACAAAAUACAACAAAACAUUACAAUGUUUACAGUUGUGGUCCUUAGUCCUUACGGAAAGUUACUGCGCGAAAUUUAUGAUAAAAAAACAAUCCGAUACGAGGUAUUCGGAAGGUAUAGUCUAAUAAAGAGUAAUAAGGUCUUAUGAAAA
Messenger RNA from Anopheles funestus (African malaria mosquito), 4570 nucleotides. Its product is annotated as thioredoxin domain-containing protein 11. NCBI's taxonomy places the organism in Eukaryota, Metazoa, Arthropoda, Insecta, Diptera, Culicidae. The coding region runs from base 382 to 3543 and encodes 1053 amino acids. The record is from RefSeq and is a predicted model, not a curated record. The transcript is spliced from 5 exons.